Ogataea polymorpha is the source of this 1941-nucleotide messenger RNA. RefSeq lists its product as uncharacterized. Gene Ontology annotation, molecular function: ubiquitin-ubiquitin ligase activity. The record is from RefSeq and is a predicted model, not a curated record. The transcript is spliced from 2 exons. Gene Ontology annotation, biological process: protein polyubiquitination; protein monoubiquitination. Gene Ontology annotation, cellular component: ubiquitin ligase complex. NCBI's taxonomy places the organism in Eukaryota, Fungi, Ascomycota, Pichiomycetes, Pichiales, Pichiaceae. The coding region runs from base 1 to 1941 and encodes 646 amino acids.
AUGAAUCCCGACGCUGAAAAUGAAUAUUACGAAGACGUAUUGCCGUCGUUCGAAAUGCACAAUUACCUGUUCAAUCGAACACUCUUUGAUACCGAAAGAAUCCCUCAAUCUGGCUUGCCCCCAUACGGAGAAUCGUAUCCUGAGUCCACCACAUCUUCGCAGUCUGUAGCCACUGCGAACCCUAUCUCGCCAAUUGACAAUCCUGAUCUACUUGUACUCAAUAAUUUGAGUACUCUUCAGACUAUCGAUUUGCCUCUCAAAGUGUCUAUCGUCUUCACGAAAAAAUUUCCUAUUUUUGGAGAACCCUAUGAGAAAGAAUCUCCGCUUCGAUGCUACCAGCCUGGAGAGAUGAUUGUGGGAUUUGUGACCAUUGAGAAUACAUGUAAUGAAAUUAUUCCGUUUGAGAUGCUUCUUUCAGCCAAUAGCACCUGCUCCACGUAUCACAGACAAACGUUUUUGAGAACCUAUGAUCUGAGUGCUUGCUUCCACCACGGAUGCAUAAACCCAGCUCCAUAUAAGACGGUAGAAUGCUUAUCAAGAGACCCCAUCGAUGACACCCUUUACGGAUUUGGUGAUUUAAAAGAGAUUUUCCCGGGAGCCAAACACAAAAAAUGUUUUGCGUUCCGACUGCCCUCUUAUCUGCUAGAGACUUCCUGCUCUAGUGGUACGCUCGAUCACUUGCCAAUGCCUCCGAGCUUUGGAGUGAAUCCGUUUGCUUUAGGUGGCAAGGCAACGGAUAUCAGAGUCAAAGAAGCUCUUGGCUACGGUAGAGCAGAUGAUCCAGGGUGUCCCAUUGUGACCAACGACUUCUGCGAUAAGGGCGUGUCAAUUACCUACAGCGUCAAUCUGAGGUUACUGGGAAGACCGCAGGAGCUUUAUAAGAAAUUUUACAAGCGCCAUACAACCCAUGACUACCAGUUUAUCAUUGUGAGGGACUUCAGCAUUCCCUUCCGAUUCACUAAUACUAAUAUUCCAGCAUGCUACGAUCGUAGAGAUGUUGAGGAACAGAUAGACAAGAUCGAACACACAGUGGCAGAGACGCUAGUUGAUCUUGAGGAACGUCGAGGCUUGAUUGAAGCUGGUAUCACGGACACUAAAGAACAAGACGAGCUCUUGGCAGCGGAAGGUGCUGAGAAAAAGAAAUCUUUUGGUUCCCCCCGGGAUCCAUCCUUGAAGACUACGUCCAUAAUCAAGCUGGGUAAAGGGUUUUUGAAGACUGACACACAAUUCGAAGUCGAUAUUGAGAGUACAGAUGGAAUGGUCUUGAGCUCAUUUGAACCAGCUCCUUUGAAAAGAAUUGCUUUGUCUUGCGUCAAAGACAGCUCUAGUCAACUUCCACGGUACAAGCAGUCCACGUUUUCGAGCAAUUCAUCAGUUUUUGAGGACGUUAGUGUGUCUACGGUUCCUACAGAGCUCACCGCAGAGCCUACCCACGUCAACUUCGUUUUGAGAACGACUGACAACGUGCUACCUGAAGAGAUUACGGUGAAACCCGGCUUGAAAGCUUUCAACAUAUAUUCCAGCCACCAUCUUCCUCUGGUGUUCAACGAAAACACCCCUUGCAAGUUUUACGAGCCGAGUGUAAUUUUCAAAAUCAACAGAAAGUUUGAACACUACGUAUGGGAGCUACAACGCCUUGGUAAGAGGACACAUCAUCCUAUAUCUAAGCAGCUAUACGAGAGUUCGCUUAGCCUGAACAAGAUGAGAUGUAAAGGGAGAGCUCUUGAUAUUUUUGAAGAGCAACGCAUACGAUUGAAGUGGGAAAAAACAAAAGAGGGAUUCGUUGCAAGUGUGACUGUUCCGCUGGUUUACGAGAGCAAGAAAACUCGUAAUGUGCAUUUGAUUCCAAGCUUCCAGACCUGUUUUCUGGCAAGACAGUAUGUUCUGGAGCUUAAGAUAGGGAAAAACCAGCCUUUGGCGGUUCCGGUCCGGGUUGCCUAG